Messenger RNA from Ichthyophthirius multifiliis, 2006 nucleotides. RefSeq lists its product as hypothetical. Gene Ontology annotation, biological process: protein catabolic process; mitochondrion organization; chaperone-mediated protein complex assembly. The transcript is spliced from 3 exons. NCBI's taxonomy places the organism in Eukaryota, Ciliophora, Oligohymenophorea, Hymenostomatida. The record is from RefSeq and is a predicted model, not a curated record. Gene Ontology annotation, molecular function: ATP binding; ATP hydrolysis activity; serine-type endopeptidase activity. Gene Ontology annotation, cellular component: mitochondrial matrix.
AUUUAGAAUCAAUACAUGAAAUAAUGGAUAUGGUAAAUAAAAACUUUAAACAAGUCGACGAUUCUCUAAUGAGAAUGCAAUUUUAAGCAAGAGCCAAAUACGCGACUGAAUUCAUCCGUUAAUUUUAUUUAGGAGAAAAAGCACAAUUUUAAAAUUCCUCUGCAGGAACUUAUAAUACAGGAGAAAAUAAUAAUAUGGGAGGAAACCAAAAAAUUAUAAAAGGUUAUUUAGAAAAGCUUAUUUUAAUAGAAGAAGAAGCUUCAAGAGAAAAAAUAAGAUUAGAAAUAUAAAGGUUUGCCUAAAUGGAUAAGAACUCAAAUGAAUAUUCAAAAGUAAACACAUAUCUUGAUGAAGUAUUUAAUGUUCCUUGGUAAAAAUAUACACCACCAUAUUGGGAUAUAAAUUAUGCUUAACAAGUAUUAAAAGAGGAAAUUUACGGUUUAUAGAAAGUUAAAGAAAGAAUAAUAUAAAUGAUUGCUAUUAAUUAAAUAAGAAACUGCUAGUUAAAAAGUAAAGGUUUUGUUCUUCUUCUUUAAGGACCUCCAGGUACAGGGAAAACUUCCAUAGCAAAAACAAUAGCAAAAGCAUUAAAGAAAGAAAGCAGAUUUAUUAGUUUUGCCGGUAUUUCUGAUAAGUCUUUUUUUAAAGGACAUAAAAGAACUUAUAUAGAUUCUUAACCAGGAAUUUUUAUUAAAGAACUUAUCAAAGCCUAGACUAUGAAUCCAGUAUUUAUUUUAGAUGAAGUUGAUAAAAUUAGUAGAUCUAAUUCAGGUGCAGAUCCUUAUUAUAGUCUUUUGGAAAUACUUAAUCCGGAAGAAAAUGGCAAUUUCUAAGAUCAUUAUCUUGAUAUAAAAGUAGACUUUUCAAAUGUUAUUUUUAUCUUAACUUCUAAUAAUCUACUUAAUAUACUCCAACCACUCAAAAAUAGAUUAGAAAUUAUCGAAAUUCCACCCUACAUAGAAGAAGAAAAAAUUUAAAUUGCCCAAAAUUAUAUUUUCCCAAAAGUUCUUUUAGAACAUGGGUUAAAACCAGAUUUUCUUCUAUAUAAUACUGAUUUUAUAUCUUAUUUAAUCAAAAAUUGGUGUUAUGAUGAGCCUGGAGUUAGAGGAUUAAAAAGAUUAUUUGAAACUAUAUGUAGAAAAUACGUAGUAACACUUGUAGAAAAAUAUGGUGAAAAAAUAAAAAAGGAAGGCGAAAUAUAUGAAUUAGAUGAAUAAAUGAUAAAAAAUAAAGAAAUAGAAAUCCUUGAUUUAAAAAAAAUAAAAGAAAUUUAAGAUAUACUACUAUAAUAUUUAGGCCCUCCAACUUUUGAUAAUGAAAAAAAUUAAAGAAUUCAUCAAAAAUUUAUGCCUGGAGCUAUAAAUAUUUUAAGUGUAGCUGGAUUUGUGGGAGAAGUCUUAAAAUUAGAAUGUGUUUUUUUCAACGAUUUUUCUGAUAAAGAAACAAAGGGAGUUUUUACAGCUACAGGUAAUAUUUAAUAGGUCCUAUAGGAAUCUUUAAAAAUCGCAAAAAUAAAUGCUUUUUAAUACUUGAAUGAGGAAUAGUAAAAAAGUCUUGAGAAAAAUAAUAUUCAUGUUCAUUUCUUAAAUGCAGCUACUCCUAAAGAUGGUCCUUCAGCUGGUACUGCUAUUUGUACUUCAAUUAUUUCACUCAUUUCAGGAUUUUAAAUACCAGCUACUUUAGCUAUGACAGGAGAAUUAGGAUUACUAGGCGAUGUUUGUAAAAUCGGGGGACUUUAGGCUAAAAUUAUUGGAGCGAAAAGUGUUGGUAUUGAUUAAAUUAUAAGUCCUUAUGCAAAUAUUAACGAUUGUAUGGAAUUUCCCAAAGAACUUUUGGAAGACAUUAGUAUUUAUUUUGUUAAAGAAUAUAAAUAAAUUUAUUAAAUUGUUUUCUAAAAUAAUUCUGAUGGAAUUAUAACUUUAAAAAACGGAGAUUUUGUUAACAAUAUAAUAAGUUAUAAUGCUAAUAAUUUAGAUAAAUCAUAAUAAUAAAAUAUUUCUUAUUGA